GAACUGUGAUGGCCGCAAUGCUUAGCUAUUUCUGAUCCCCAAGACGCCUUUGGUUGAAUGUUCACACCUGAUCCACCAUCUACACUUCCUACAUUCACUCCCGGAAAUUGAAACAGGAAAACAGGAAUUGUAACCUCCCGGUCUGCUGUAGUCAGCCUCACGGUGUGCCUGACUGGCGAGUCUGCCGUCUCCACGGCUUUCCCUUUUGCGGGCUGCUCCUCAAGCCUUCGAGUGCCGAUCUUCGCUUGGGCCGGCUCCGAGGCUCUACCCUGGCUUUUCAUUGGUUCCUCCCAGGGGCCCUUUAUCGUAUCGCGCGCGCAUCUUCAAGCAAUCGGGGGGCCGAGUACAUAGACGAGGCGGUCCCGGGAAUGAAAGCCCAUUCCCUCGUGCUCUGGAACUCCUUUUCUUCGGUUAAACAAAAAAGGUUCAAUCUUGUGAAACCGUAGCGUAGGCGAAACCUGGCAGCCCGCCCUGGCCCAGAGGUUUACCUUCUCCGGCCCUAGGAGGAAACCCCACUUUCCUUCCCCCAGCAGGCAACAACACAGGGAGAAAGACGAUCAGGAUCUCACGUGUGGCAGAUGUUGGAACAAACUCCGAAUCCAAGAGGUACCCACCUAGAAAGGAAACUCACCACUCACACUGGUAAAAGAGAAGAGAGAAAGGACCAAUUGAAGGCCCCGGGGCCGAAAUGCGGUAGAGUCUUCAAGCCCCAUGCUCUCUUCUCGAGAUUCAUGGGCCGUCUCGCUUUGAUCUUCUCUCCUUGGCCAUCGGGAGAAUAUAGCGAUCGAAGAGCUAUCGCUCAGCAGCUUCGCGUAUUACGAAAGCCGUAUUGCCCGAAGGGGGCAUGCUGCAAGAGCGUAGGUGAGUGGUAAGCGUUGGAGGCGUGCCCGAAGGGCAGCGGCAGCAGUGUGGUUCCAGGUGCCGUCGCUAGAUUGAGAUCAGCAGGGUGGCGGGGACUUCGCCUGCCUUAUAUCGGGUGAAGAGAAGGGGGGGUAGGCUUAGUAGGGCUCGAACCUACAAUAUAACCGUUAUGAGCGG
Molecule: messenger RNA, 1038 nt
Organism: Rubroshorea leprosula
Lineage: Eukaryota; Viridiplantae; Streptophyta; Magnoliopsida; Malvales; Dipterocarpaceae
Source: the annotation of a GenBank genome assembly